Molecule: messenger RNA, 11132 nt
Organism: Protopterus annectens (West African lungfish)
Lineage: Eukaryota; Metazoa; Chordata; Ceratodontiformes; Protopteridae
Gene: CDH13
Product: cadherin 13
Exons: 14
Coding region: 237-2420 (727 amino acids)
Biological process (GO): cell morphogenesis; sprouting angiogenesis; multicellular organism development
Cellular component (GO): adherens junction; plasma membrane; catenin complex
Molecular function (GO): cadherin binding; calcium ion binding
Source: RefSeq, a predicted model, not a curated record
AAUAAAUUACAAAUUGCAGAUACUCCAUUGACCAGAGCUGCUUCUCGCGUGCCUGUUCUCUUUUCUCUUUAAAAGAAAUCCUCCUGGAUGUCUAUUGGUUCUGGUCACCAGCUUCCAUCCAAUGCUUUAGCUCUGAUGCUGAUCUAUUUGGAAAUUUGGCUGCCUCGCGACGCGGAGCCUGUUCUCAAAGGCUGAUCCUCAGCGAAAAUAUGCACAGUGCUGCCUUAUGUGCAUGAAUGAAAAGCCCUCUAGUACCUUCCAGCCCGGCAGCAAAAAUGGAGCAAGGGAGAUCUCAGCUAAUGGUGACAGUAGCUUUAAUACUUGCACAGGUGCUCAUGCGUGCCUUUGCAGAAGAUAUAGAAUGCAGGCCUGGAUUUCAGCAAAAGUCUUUUUCAAUUGAGCAGCCUUCUGAAUUCAUAGAGGAUGAGCCUGUUGUAACAUUAUAUUUUGAUGACUGCUCAGGGAAUGAAAAACUGACAUUUGAUGUAUCAAACUCUGACUUUAAAGUGGAUUCUAAUGGAACCUUGAUUGCUAUAAAGAAUGUAACAGAUGCUGGUCGGGCGAUCUUCAUUCAUGCACGGACAACUAGUGCAGAUGAGAUGGCCGAGGUUUUCAUUCAUGGAGGGAAGGAACGACCAAAAAGUAUUCUCAAGGAAAGAUUUGAAAACAGUGUCUUCUUCAGACAGAAACGUUCACUUGUUGUUUCACCUUUGUCGAUUCCAGAAAAGCAAAUGCCUCCAUUUCCCAAAUUUGUUGGCAAGGUUAUAUGGCCUGAAAAACUAGAGGGAUUUAAAUUCCAUCUUUCUGGAGUGGGAGUUGAUCUGGAACCAAAGGGUACAUUUAAAAUCAAUGAAGAUACUGGUGAUAUCCUGGUCACAAGAGAACUUGACAGAGAAAAAAUUGCAUCAUAUCAGCUACAAGUUGAAGCAACUGAUAUUACUGGUAAACGUAUCGAAGGUCCAGUACACCUUGAUAUCAGUGUCAUUGACCAGAAUGACAACAGGCCAAGCUUCAGAGAAGGACCAUACACAGGUUAUAUCCUGGAGGGGUCGCCAACAGGAACUUCAGUGAUGCACGUGAGAGCAGAGGAUGCAGAUGAUCCUUUAACAGCAAAUGCUGCUUUACGUUACAGCAUCAUUCAGCAGACUCCAGACGUACCAUCACCAAAUUUGUUCUACAUCGACCCAGAAAAGGGUGAUAUUGUUACUGUGGUAUCACCCACAUUGCUGGAUAGAGAAACAUUGCCAACAUAUGAGUAUGAACUACUUAUUGAAGCAAGAGAUAUGGCUGGCACUGAUGUUGGACUAACUGGAACAGCAACGGCUACCAUUGUCAUUAAGGACAAGAAUGACCAUGCGCCACAGUUUACCAAGGAAGAGUUCCAAGCCAGUGUAACAGAAGGAGUUACAGGAGUGAUAGUGAACUUAACUGUAGAAGACAAAGAUGACACAACCACAGGAGCAUGGAGGACAGUGUACACUAUUAUUAAUGGAAAUGUACGACAGAGUUUUGAAAUUCAUACAAAUCCCGACAGUAAUGAAGGGAUGCUUACUGUGGUCAAGCCAUUAGACUAUGAAUAUUCUGCAUUUCACACCCUGCUCAUUAAAGUAGAGAAUGAAGACCCAUUAAUUCCGGAUGUUGCGUAUGGACCCAGGUCCACAGCAACAGUUCAAAUCACAGUUCUGGAUGCAAAUGAGCCUCCGAUCUUUUACCCUGACCCAGUGACGGUGACCAAGCAAGAAAAUAUUGCCAUUGGCAGUGUCAUUUCCACAAUGAAUGCUACUGAUCCAGACCAUCUUCAGCAUCAAGCCAUUCAGUAUUCAGUACAUCAUGACCCAGCACACUGGUUAAAUAUUAACCCCAAAAAUGGCAUUAUCAAUACCACAGCUAUGUUGGAUCGAGAGUCACCAUUUGUUAAGGACAACACUUACACAGCAUCCUUUCUAGCAAUAGACAGUGGUACGCCUCCUGCGACUGGAACUGGAACCUUAAUAAUCACCUUGGAAGAUGUGAAUGACAAUCCUCCUUCUGUUCAUCCAGAUGUUGCAAAAGUAUGCGAGGACUCUAGAGACUUAAACGUGGUUAUCUUGAGUGCAUCUGAUAAGGACAUUUCACCUAAUACUGAUCCUUUCAGGUUUGAAUUGAACAAACAGACUGGAACAGAUAAAACAUGGAAAAUCAGUAGGCUUAACAACACCCACGCACAACUCAGCCUUUUGCAGAACUUGAAGAAAGCCAACUACAAUGUCCCCGUGGUGGUAUCAGACUCUGGAAAGCCCCCACUGAGUAACAGCACAGAAAUCAAAGUGCAGGUGUGCAGUUGUAAAAAGAACAAAAUGGACUGUAGUUCAGCAAGUGCUCUUCAUAUCAGCGUCACCCUCCUCAUCUUCUUUUCAAUCUUCAGUUUAUUUUGUCUGUGAGAACUGCUGACAUUUGAAGUUGCCUGGACAUUGCCAUAAUAACAAGAAAUGAAAAAAAGCCAAAAUUUGAUGACCAGUUUACAAGGAUUUACAGUUAACUCAAGAGAGGCCACAUUUGCUAUAGACUCAGUUUAAUUUGCAACCUCAGUUCAUCAGUUAGACCUUGCUACAGCCUGUACAGUCUUUGACAAUGCCUGUACUUUCUUGUUUCUAUCAAAGGAUUGAUAUUUAUUCUGCAAUAUAUAUAUAUAUAUAUAUAUAUAUAUAUAUAUAUAUAUAUAUAUAUAUAUAUAUAUAUAUAUUAUAUGGUUUCAGAGAAAACUAAAGACAGGACAUAUCUAAAUCAGGCUUCUGGAAACAGGAUUCAAGAGUGCUACUAACUGGUUUCACUUACUUAUCAUUUGGUAUCAUACACUUUGAAAUACAUUUUUUUUGCCCACACACCAGCAUCUUACUCUUGUUACAAAACAUUGUAUGCCCCAAUCAACCAUACUUUAUUAGCUUUUCAGUGGAUGUUUUUGAUCUUCACUGUAUUCUCACUGGAGGGACAAGAAUCAAAUCAUAUUUGUUUUAUUGUAAAUGCAUGCCAUUCAAAAGCCAUCAUAACUACUCCAUGUCUGGUUUUCCACUGUUGCUGAAAUAUUCAUGGAAAACAAAAUAUAAAUCAUUGCAUUGUAUUGAAAUUGGUAUAUAAACAACUGUCCAGUUCAUGAGUGACUACACUGGUAUAUAUUGGUAUUAGUUGAACUAAAGACCACUGGAUAGCGAGAAAACUUAAAGCAGGUAACAGUCACGCCAGUGAAUUACUUCCAUAUGCAUCGAUAAUUAAAUGACAACUUAUACAGAUGUCUGUAUGGUAAAUGUGUUGCUCAAGAGAUGUUUCAGUGGUUUCUAAACAAAUACAUAGUGAUAUUAAACACAACAUACUUUAAUGUAUGUCUCUGCAGUAUAUAUUCUUUUUAAUUUGAAAAAUGUAACACUCUAACACCUACGUAAUUGUAGAUGAUUUCCCAAAAUCCAAGAGCAUACUGAAUACCUGUCAAGUGAUAUCUUUUUUUUACUCUAUACUUGACAAGGUUGGCUUUUUGAAAUUAAAUAAUAGCACUUAAUAUUUGAGAAUAUAAGCAAAAUGCUGUUUUCCUUACGGAGUUAAUUAACAAAAGUGAAUACAUUAUGUCUGCUUGGGCAAAAUGUUUAAACAAAGUAUUAUAAUAAAUUCAAUGAAAGUUUCCCUUUCUAAUGCAGCUUGAAUGUCAGUCAUUUUAGAUAUAUAUGAACAUUGGCUAAAUAGUAGCUGUGUAAUGCAUUCUACUAAUGUAUGCAUCUUGUUUAUGUGUUUAGCUCUGUAGGAUCACAGUUAGAAGUGUUACUAGUUCUACUCAUUUCAUCUGUGGACAUUAGGGAGAUUCAUGAAUAUUAGUUUGAUUUGAAUGACUUCAUAAAAUGGCAGACAUGCUCAAAUCUCACCAUUAACUCAAUGAACAUGAAAGUGUGGCUAAGCAGUUUGUAUAAUUUGUAAUUACCUGUCCAUUAAUGUUGUAAGGAAAAUCCUGUUUUCUCUUAAUGGAAAAGAUGUUGUAUCUUAUCAGUAAAUUAACAAAAGAGCUUUUGAAAAGACUACAUUUCUAAAAUAUAGAUAAAUAUUAAACAUGGAAUAUAUUAUUUUAUGGACUAAUAACUGUAUAAAAUGCAAUACUGUAAUUUACGAAAUUUAUAUCAAAAUAUAAACAUGAUUUGCAGGAUUGAAAUUAAAAAUCUUGUGUAAAUUCUGUGUUUGCAUUUACAUCACUAUGACACCUAUUAUAUUCAUACAUGCCUCAAAAAAGCUACAGUUUGAUGGUGAUAAGACUCUCUUUAUAUAAUCACACAGUAUCUAAAAUUUAAUUCCAAACAUAUUUAAUCUAAUCACAUUUGAUAGAAAAGUGUAUCAGGCUAAACAUAAUUAAUGCUGUUGUGGUUUAUGGUGUUAGGAUAGUUGUAGUUAUAAAGUGGAUUAAUCUAUUGUACCUUGUGUACUUUGUGAUGCUCACCCCAGUGUUUUGCCCCAUGUCUACAACUUUGUGUGUCAACAUUGAUCCAUGGAUCUUUGGUAUGUCUUUGGCCUGCCCUCCAUUGAAAAACUUUUGAAGGACUAUUUAUUGCAUAUGAAACUUUAAAUGAAGAAUGAAAAUGAAACUAUUCAAUUAAAUGUGUCUUACAUGAAAUAUGUUUUAAAUUAAAAAUUACAUUCUUGUGAUUAAAUAAGACUCUUACAUUAAAAGUAGUAUAAUCUUGUAGACAGAUAAAAUAUUUUAAAUCUAAAUCUAACCAAAGCAUAUUUAGCACUGCAAAAUGAGACAGUUAUUUUUUUAUUAUUCUGAGCAGAUCAUAUUGGAACGAUUUUAAAAAAGUACCAGAGAAAGACAGCUGCAACAAAUAAAAGCUUAUUGUCAUAUCCAUUACUAUUAUGACAUGAUGAGCAUUAAAAUCUUACCUUUAUAAUACUGCCUUGCUUAACAUUUAGCCUUGCUAGUUUGAUCUCUUUGACAUAUGGCCCCUGCAGGACAUACAUACAUACAUAUAAACAUAUACAUAUAUAAGUACCUACUCUUGCAGGUAUUCAAAAACUACUACAAACAAAAGAUCUAAUUGAUCUGAAGAAAUCCCGCAACUUAGCGAGACGAAAAGUGCUUAAGUCAACAAUAAAAGUACAGUUAAUCAUACUACGUGGUUUCUUAUUUUUCCGUGUGGACCAAGUAGUUCUCUAUUGGACACUUUUGUUUGUAAUAGUUCGAUUCUUCCUGGUUUUAGGUAUUCAAAUAACAUGUAAAACAGAGUUUUAAUUAAAUGUAUCAUUUGAAAAGGCAAUAUUGCAUGCUAACAAAAUGAAAACAAGAUCAAAUAAUUAAAUCUUCAGUAUCCACUUUUUCAUUAUUGUAAAUAGUGGAAGCAGAGACAGAAGCAACCCCACCCCAUCUAUUCCUUAUUAGUACCUCAUUUUGAACCAAAUCUUAGAAGCUAAAGUUCUAUCUGUCCUUCUAGAGAGAGAGAAUUUCAUAAAUGCUGACAAAUUCAGCACUCUGUUUUAUAAUCAACUCCAUAAUCACCACAUCACAAAAUUCCUCAGAUAUACUAAAUUUGGAUAAAACAGAGUAAAUGAGAAUUGUUUAGUGAAAUAUGCAUGACUAUACUGUAAUGAAACUUGUUCUAUAACUACACAAUGUUCAUUAUAAUCAAAAUAAACUCAUGUUAACUUUUAUGUAUCAUUAUAUGUGCAUGCAAAUGUGUGCAUGUACACAUGCACAUACACAUGUGCACGCACAGAGACAUUUUAGCUGAUUUUUUGUACAGCAAACUAAAUAGUCGAUUUUUGAGUUAAUGUUUUGAUGCAGCCCUUUAAAAUAACAUAGAUAAUACAAAACAAACAUACUUCAGCUUCUGUUUGCCCUUACUAUCAUUGUGUAAAGUAGUUUGCUUUAUUUUUUCAACUUUCACCAACAUGGUGCUAAACAAUAAAGCUAGAAUUAUCUAUAAUGUUGGUGCAUGAAUUGUAAUGUUUUGAUGAAUAUUGGGUAGCGAAUAUAUGUAGAAGACAUGAUGGUGAUGGGAGGUCGAGAUGGUAGCUUAAGAUGGAAGGAUUAUGUAUUCUGGUAAAGAUGGCUAAAUAAUUACAAAAUCAUUUUACAUAUUAUUAGUAAAUUUAAGGAAAAUCCAUUUAUUGUUUAGAUUAUUUUGUUUUUAAAACUGCAACAGGAUUGUUGUUAUUGUUUAAUUUCCAUUGCUGUUACAAAAGAAAAACUAUAUACAAUAUAAUUAUAGCAAAUUAAUAAAACGUUUGCUGAUAAUCAAUGUCCAAAUAAUAUCUACAUAAGAUGUAAAAUUCAAGAAAAGUAACCAAACAGUUUAAUUGAUUGGCUCUGUUUUGACUAGAAACACAGUAGGGUAAUUAUUAAAAUAAAGUAGCCACAAAUGUGUAUGCAUAAGGCAAUUCCUAGGUUGAGGUUAGAAUAUAAAUUAAGGUGAGUGUAGUUAUCCCCAUGUAAAAUCUCAAGUAGUUAUUCAGAAAUCAGGGUCUUAGUGCUGAACAUUCUUUAUUUCAAAGUACUACCAUUUGAGUUUGAUGAUUUGUUGUCUCUUGAACCUGAUUCAUGUAGAUCUGGUUUCAAAAGAUAAAGCGGAAACAAAUAUUUCUAGAGAAAGUACAUACUGACCAUGAUUUUGUGCAUUAUCUGCUAAAGGUCUAAUGCAAAAUUAAAUGUCAUUGAGACACAAGAAAAGGCUAGCACAUGCUGUCUUGAAACUCACAAAGAUAACUGUAUUAGGCAUACAUAGGCCAAUUUUAUAUUUCUAAAAAAAACAUAUUAGUCAGUGCAAGAGUGAUUGCCCUCUGUAUGUAAAGUACAGGUUAAAUUUCUUUGAACUAUGCUUGUAGGGUCUUUUAAUGAAAUAUAGUAUACUUCAGUGAUAAAAUGCAUAAAAACAAAGAUGUAGAAAUGGAAUCAGAUGAAACAUCUGAUUGCUGUCUCUGUCAGAACCAUAUUAAUUUUUCCUUUUAAUAGAAUGUAAGCAUUAAUGAGACACUAGAGUUUUUGAGGAAUUAAAGAGGUUGAGAUUUUUAACAUUAUGCAAGGAGGGAUUUCAGUUAAUUGUGGCAGAUAAUGCUAAAAAUGAUAAACAGGCUAUAGUAUUUUGUCAGUUUAACAUGGGAAAAUAAUGUUGAAAAUGAUAAAAGGGUAACAGGUAUAUAUCUAAUAUGAAUAACUAAGACAUCUUUUUAGCCUAAAAGCCGGCUGUUUGAAAUGUUCUUAAUGUGAAUGGGUCAUAAAUAAAAUUGUGUUAAAUUCUCAUUUUUACAAGCUGGAUGAAAUUUUCAUUGUACUUCAAGGAUAGGGCCAUUCUGAUGUUUUUUUCUGGUCCUGGGACUGAUUAUAAUAUGUUUGUGGAUGUAGGUGGGCAUAGCCUUAUUUCAUGCAAAAAGAGGGGUGGAGAGGGGUGGAGUCGCAUCCCAUUGAAGUCUAAGAUUUAAUAUUGAAACAAGGGCUUAGACCUCAACAGAGAUCAUUAUGGGCCAGUCUCCAUCUUAUCAUUGGCAAAAUACCUAUUCCUAAAACCAUGCAUAUUUUUCCUUUUAAAAACAUUUAGUUCACCGAUUCUCCUUAACUCCAAAAAGAAAGAUUCCAUCCCCUUCUAGCUUGAUUCUUAAAAAAAAAAAGAAAUCCUAAUAUUGGUCUCAUAUUCCAAAUAUUAAAUAAUAACUGGUUACUUCUGGUAGUCAUGUCAUGGGAAACAAAAUUAUUAUCAAGCAAACAGUCAAGUUCAUAAUUUUCCAGGCAUUUAAAACUCCAAAUCAAAUCUCUCAACAGUUUCUGACAAUAAAUGGAGUGUCAAUUUAUUUUUUUUCAAUAUUUCUGAGUAUAGUAAGUUUUAAGACCCAUAAUCUAUUUUAUAAAAAACUUUUGGGAAAAUCCCAACUUAUUAAUAUUGGUUCUAUAAUAAUGGUCUAAUUAUUAUUUAGAAAUUGGUUUCAUAACUAAUUAAUUUGUAGAUGUAACUGUCCUCACUAACAUCUUUAUUACUUACUGUGUCUUCCUCAAGAUCUUGCUCAAAUACAUAUCACUUAUAUUGUUCUUAAUAAUAAUUCCAAGGUCUGCAUAACUAGGCCUUUCCUGUGCAGUGGUAGUAUGCAAACUGUAUGGAUUCAAAUUAUUGUGUUUCCCUAAGUGUACAUUUUAAUAAGUUAAAACUAGUUGAAUUAAAUUUUGACCAUCUAAUAACUGAAUGGAAUACUCUUGAAUUAUAUGCCUAUCUGAUACACCAUUAACAACUCCAGCAAGCUUUACAUCAUCUGCAAACUUGUCUACCAAGCACUGAUAAGUGACUGGGAAGGUUGAUAGAAAUGCAUAAAAAAGCAAAGGCUCCAAAAGUGAUCCUUGAGGGGCAACUUUUAAGAUUUUAAUUCUUUGGAGCAAUGUUCCAUGAUCGUCACACUUGCAUAACUAUUUGUUAACCAGUCAAUACUCCAGUUUAUAAUAUAAUUAUUAAAUUGCCAUCUUAAUAAUGCAUUGAUAAUCUUGUCAUGCUAUCCCAGUAUAACAAAGCUAUCAAAAGCCUUGGGUAAGUCUAAAUAGAUUACGUCAACUUUCAGAGCCACAUCAAGGUUUUGAAUUCUUCAGAGUAGAAAGCAACAAGGGUUGUAAGCAUAGAUCUUCUUGAAGUAAAUCAGUUUUGAUAUAUAUCAUUAUAUAUUUGCUCAUCUCUGUUCAGCAUCAAUGAGACCAACACUCUCUGAAACCUUUUUCCUAUAAUACUACUAAGGCUAAUAGGCCUAGUUUUUAGCAACUUAUUUCUCACCUUCCUUACUUAUUGGAAUUGCUAGAGCACUUCUUCUUUGCCCAGAUAAUCAUCCAUGUUUCAGCGAUUGUUGGAAUAAAUAGAAUAAACUAUUCACACUUAUUCUUAAUGGUAGACAAAAAUAUUUAAAAAAAUAAUUAAUCUGAAACCUUUCUGAAAGUUGGCCAAAUUUAUGCAUAUUUUGUCCAUUAUAGAAACCAUAAUUCAAACAAAUGCUACAGUUCUCUUGCAUAUAACUGACAGUCAUUUCUCCACAACUAAAGGAAAAUUGUCUAUCCUUGGUGUAAUGUUCUUCCCAAUCAGAUUUUUUAUACAACACAAUGAUUGUUUACCCUUUCCUGAAGCUUUGUAAAGAUAAUAUAAAAUAAAGUACUUAAAUUAGAUAACAUAAAGUAGUAAAUAAAUAAUAUAAUUGUGUGAUUACAAAAAUCAGUUUUAUAAUAUUCAAAACCACUGUCCUACAGUUGGGGAAAUACUGUCAUUUUGCAUAAACAUAAAACUAGGCAAUAUAGAAAUCAAUAUAAAGUUGAUAAAUGCACCCAUAAAUAUACAUAUCCAUAAGCAAAUGUUACUAUAUAGCUGGAAUAAUUUGAGAAUGGUCAUGGAUAGAGUAAUUCCUCCAGGUCCCCCUCUGAAAAUUAUCUCAGCCCAUCAAGGUCAACCGGGUCAACAAAGUGAAGAUAGAUAAAAUGCAUAACUAGUCAAAGCUGGAAUAUGUGGCAAUAAUUCAUUCAGUUCAGAUCAGACCUCAAAUAUUUACAAAUGUUAUCACUUAAUUAGGUGUGAGGUAAUAAGUCAGAAAUGUAUCACAAAAACUAACACAUAAGUAAAAAGAUAUCUCAACUUUUUCAUUGAAGACACUUCUGUAGUACAUGCAGAAGUACACAUAAAUUGAGGUAAUAUUUAAAAACUGAGUCAUGUUGUGCCAAGAUUGAACUUGAUUGUUAUUAUGGAGAUGAUAAAAGAUCGUGCAGUAUGCAAAAUUACAGGAACGAUAACAUUUGCAUUAAGAAUGUUCACAGCACCAGUUCUGCUUGACAGUAUUUAGAAAAGACAACCCCACUAUUUAGUUUUGAUUCAAAAUACAUCUUUAGUUCUGAUUAAAAAUGUGGUUGACAAUGAAAUGGUUGUUUUCACCAAAUGGUAAUGAUUUCACUAUUUGUCUUCACCACCAUAUGAAGACAUGUUAGUUAUUAAGAGUAAUUAAGUCAAUGUGUUUGAUAAAAUGUUUUCUAUAAUCUUGUACCAUAUUCCUUAGUUAAUGAAUGUCUGGUUAUUUAUGACAAGGAUUGGUUCCUUGUCUCUCUCGCAAACUAUUAUAAAACAGGUCUGAUUAUAUUAACUUACAAAGUAAAUCAUGUAUCCAUAAUAGCAAAGAAGAUGCCAAAUAUUAUAUUGUUAUUCAAAACUGCUUGCAUUAAUUUACCUUUCAGUUCAUGUAACUUGAUAGCAGAAAAACAUAACAUUGCCCUUACAUAAAAGUGUAUGCUUCUUUGUGCAUUGUUUUUUGUUAUCUUAAGACAAAAUCAACAAGCUUUGUUUUAAUCUCCCUACAGUUAUUUAUUAGUGGAGUAUACAAUACUGGCAGUUGUGCGAAAAAUACAAAAUAAAAUUAAUCAGAAAGAUGCAUUUCCACUUUCAUAAAGCUGUAAUGAAUAUGUAACUUUACUCGUUUAAAAUGUUGCUAUAGAAAGGCCUUUAAUGACUAAAGCUUAAAAACUGUCUGUUUCAGUGUAAAGCAGGUGUAUAUACAUAACUGAUAAUGUAAAAUACUUGAAUAUUAAGUACCAUUAUAUUUGCAAUGUAUUUAAUAUAAUUUUGAACAAAAAGAUUGACUAAUAUAUAUAUAUAUAUAUAUAUAUAUAUAUAUAUAUAUAUAUAUAUAUAUAUAUAUAUUACAUUUUGGGAAUUUGAAUGUUGCAUUGUUGAGUGUUUCAAUGAAAACAUAGUAACUGUCCCAACACAAAUGAAGAUAAUAUAUUUUCUUUUUCUCUUCUUUUUAUCUGAUAUAUAGAUUGUUUUAUUGGAAUUAUAUGUGGGCAUUUAUUUAUUUUACCAGAAAAUAAUUCAUAUUAAAAAUACAGUGGAAAAACUACUGAGAUUUUAAACUGUAAAUGUCCUUUAUUAAUUUGACCUUAAAAAUUUAGGAUUUAUUUUCCUCAAAAAAUGUACAUAUCUAUAAGGGAACUAUUUUAAAUUUAUUAAAUGAUGUGUUUUGUUAGCGUUACUAACAGCUACUACCUGAGUCCAUAAAUGUUGGAUUACAAUAUUCAUUUGCUGUUUCUGAGCUGUAAAUAAAUAUUUUGAUUCUGAGUUAUAAUGCGGUUGCAAAGAAAAACUGUAAUUUGCCAAAUGAUCAAAUAAAGAAUGUAUGGAAUUUUA